AUGAAGAGUUUUUUGAUACUAAUUGUUUUGUUGGGACUGUAUGGAGAAGUGUCGUGCCGCUACAAGAGCCGCCACUUUCACUCGAGGCAAUCGAAGAAGUUCAGCAAUGUAGAGAGGGUAUUUCAUGGAACUGAUAUUGUCAAUCCGAAUGCCCCAGAUACCAAAUACAACGACGCUAUCGAAGAUCCAUCAGUUGGAAUCGUCGUCUCAAUAGAGUUGUAUAUACACGAAAGAUUGGACAUAUUUUUCCACGCCAAAAAAACACAAGCUUCCAAGGAGGUUAUCCCGCUUCACAUAUCGAUCCGUCCCAACGAGGAUGCUAUUGUCUUCAAUUCCCUAAUCAGGGACAAGUGGGAUCAUGAAGAAAGAAGAAGGCUUCCUUUUGAAAUUCAAUCUUUGGUUUUGAUCGAUGUGAAAUUCGAUUAUACUGGUUUUUUGGUAAGAUAA
Caenorhabditis remanei is the source of this 447-nucleotide messenger RNA. RefSeq lists its product as uncharacterized. Gene Ontology annotation, molecular function: carbohydrate binding. Lineage: Eukaryota; Metazoa; Nematoda; Chromadorea; Rhabditida; Rhabditidae. Bases 1 to 447 code for a protein of 148 amino acids. The record is from RefSeq and is a predicted model, not a curated record. The transcript is spliced from 4 exons.